Molecule: messenger RNA, 1949 nt
Organism: Trachymyrmex septentrionalis
Lineage: Eukaryota; Metazoa; Arthropoda; Insecta; Hymenoptera; Formicidae
Gene: SLC5A11
Product: sodium-coupled monocarboxylate transporter 1
Exons: 13
Coding region: 300-1949 (549 amino acids)
Biological process (GO): transmembrane transport; sodium ion transport
Cellular component (GO): membrane
Molecular function (GO): symporter activity
Source: RefSeq, a predicted model, not a curated record
UGUGAUUUGCGAACAAUCAAUAAAAAGAAAAAAAAGAAGAAAAAAAAGAUCCGGAACUUGAAGGGAAGAGACGAAGAAAGACAGAAAGAGAGAACGGAAAAAUAGUACAGACGUAUUGAUAUUGUUUAAAAGAAAAGAAAAAAAAAACAAACAACCACUGUUUGUCAUUUGGAGGAAAAAGGAUUGCGGUGUGUUUGAAAACACCGCCACACGGUGUAGCAGUACCCGGUACAACAGAAAUCUAGAAUCGGACUGGAAUGAAAUAGAAAUUCGAGUUUCAAUUUUGGCUCCAAGUAAAGAUGAUAGCUGUAUCGGAAAGAGGAUACUUUCAUUGGAUCGAUUGGUUGGUGUUCGCACUUAUGCUCUUCGUGUCUGCUGCAGCCGGCUUAUGGCACUUCAGAAGAGCGCAAAAGUCGAGCACACAGGACUACCUGCUUGGAGGAAGGAGCUUAGGACUCUUUCCCGUGUCCGCCUCUCUCGUCGCCAGUUUCAUAUCAGGCGUGACGAUUUUGGGCACUCCGGCGGAGAUCUACAACUUUGGCACGCAAUAUUGGAUCACGAUCUUCUCGAUUCUUUUCUCCGGUAUCGUGGUCGCUACUGUAUAUCUUCCUGUCUUUACUGCCUUACAACUUAACUCCGUUUACGAGUAUCUGGAAAUUCGAUUCAAUCGCACCGUAAGGAUUCUGAUUUCUUCAAUUUUUGUUUUUGACGUGAUUCUUUACCAAUCAAUCGUAGUCUAUGUCCCUGCAUUGGCAUUGAAUCAAGUGAGCGGAAUCAAUAUACACUUGAUCGGAAGCAUCGUAUGUGUCGUAUGUGUUUUCUACACCGUUCUGGGUGGUAUUCGAGCAGUGGUUUGGACAGACGCAUUACAAGUCGGCGUGAUGAUAGCAGCAGUUAUCACAGUUGCUUCUCUAGGAACCUAUCAAAUGGGAGCGUCUGAAAUUUGGAAUAGAGCUAUCGAUGCCAACCGUAUCGAAUUUUUUAAUUUUGAUUCGUCGCCCUACACGAGACACACCUUUUGGACAGUACUGAUUGGUUCUUGGUUAUAUAACACCUCGUAUAUCGCUGUCAAUCAAACUAUGGUGCAACGAUACAUAUCGUUAAGAAGUACAAAGAUAUCUCAAAUAUCCAUUGCGAUAUUUACCAUCAGCAUAAUGGUGUUUAUUUCAAUAUGCUGUUGGUGUGGAUUAGUCCUUCUCGCUUGGUGGUCGCCACCGAAAUGUGAUCCAAGAGUUUCUGGCUUAAUUACGGCCGAUGAUCAAUUGUUGCCGGCUUAUGUCAUGGAAAUUGCUCAUCAUUUACAUGGGGUACCUGGCCUCUUUAUUUCCGGAAUUUUUGGCGCAGCACUUAGUUCAUUAUCAGUAGGCUUCAACUCGACGUCCGUUGUGAUUCUGGAGGACUUCGUUAAAGGAUGCUUUAAAAUGAAGCCCAACGAUCGUUGUUCCACGAUUUUCGUGAAAAUCCUUAUCGUCCUGUUUGGUAUGAUGGCGCUGUGCUUGCUUUUCUUGAUCGAGAAAUUAGGUGGAGUUCUAUCUGUGACAGGUAGUUUAGCCGCUAUCGCUGCCGGAACUUCCUUUGGCGUCUUCACUCUGGGUAUCUUGUGUCCGUGGGCAAAUUCCAAGGGUGCCUUUGUUGGUACUAUUGCAGGAUACAUUAUGUCUGGAUGGGUCAGUUUUGGUGCGAAUGCAGCCAUUGGUUCUGGUCUCAUAGUGCCAAAGAAACUUCCAGUGCCACAGUGCGAGGGAAAUGUGAGCGAAAAUUUCUUAAAGCAAUUUGAAUGGCACAACGAAGACAAUGUCUUCCCGUUAUAUCGGUUGUCUUACCACUGGAUUGCUCCUAUUGGCACGUUGGCGGUACUUGUGGUAGGUGCGAUUGUCACCUGUAUGACAGGUGCGCAAAAUCCUUCAUCGAUCGACAAGAAUUUGCUCUCUCCAGUGAUACAUAGGUAA